CAUUUUCCAUGGAAUACCCAUUCAAAAUGAAGCUAUCAGUUCUGAUCUCAACAAUCUUAGGACUUGCCCUCGGGAUGGCCUUUCCUCAACCAAGGGUUCCUCCAUUCUUUGGAAAGUAGAAUACAAGCUUAUCUAUCGCCUUUAUAAUAAAUAUAUUUAAUUAUUUGUG
Drosophila mauritiana is the source of this 169-nucleotide messenger RNA. RefSeq lists its product as uncharacterized. The transcript has a single exon. NCBI's taxonomy places the organism in Eukaryota, Metazoa, Arthropoda, Insecta, Diptera, Drosophilidae. Bases 9 to 119 code for a protein of 36 amino acids. The record is from RefSeq and is a predicted model, not a curated record.